Messenger RNA from Fraxinus pennsylvanica, 729 nucleotides. The record is from the annotation of a GenBank genome assembly. NCBI's taxonomy places the organism in Eukaryota, Viridiplantae, Streptophyta, Magnoliopsida, Lamiales, Oleaceae.
AUGGCCGCCGCAGCUCCGCCCCCUCCACCGACCGUCGCCCCCGUUACCCUCCCGGAAUCUGAUCCUUCCGGCGACACUCUAUUCACCCGCAUCCGGCUCGCCACCGUAGAUGACGUCCCCCACAUCCACAAACUUAUCCACCAAAAGGCUGUUUCCGAGCGCCUCACCCACCUCUUCGAAGCAACCCCAGAGUCCCUUGCCAAUACUCUAUUUCCCCAAAACCCUCCUCCGCCUUUUAAUUCAUUCACCGUUUUUCUUCUUGAGCUUUCUUAUACGCCAUUCCCUCCCACCCCACAGGAUGCACAUUUUACUCCGAUUCUGAAAUCGAUCCACCUCGACCUCCCCAUUGAAGAUCCUGAAAGAGAAUCAUUUAGGAGUAGGGCAAUUGAUGUUAAUAUUCUGGGCAGUGAUAAGGAACGGCCUGGGGAAGAUACUGUUGACCGCAGUUGUAUCACAGGCUGCAAAGAUGGGGUACGGGAGAGUGGAAUGGGUGGUGUUGGAAUUGUGAGGGAGUGUUACAGAAGGAAGGGACUGGGGAAGAUACUGUUGACCGCAGUUGUAUCACAGGCUGCAAAGAUGGGGUACGGGAGAGUGGAAUGGGUGGUGUUGGACGGGAAUGUGAACGCCAUCAAGUUUUACGAGCAGAUGGGGGCCCAGAUAUUACCGGAGUGGAGAAUUUGUCGACUCACUGGUGAUGCCCUUCAGGCUUAUGCUCAUAUUAACUUUUGA